Ogataea polymorpha is the source of this 4267-nucleotide messenger RNA. RefSeq lists its product as uncharacterized. Gene Ontology annotation, cellular component: mitochondrion. The coding region runs from base 1 to 1980 and encodes 659 amino acids. Gene Ontology annotation, molecular function: GTP binding; GTPase activity; mitochondrial ribosome binding. The transcript is spliced from 2 exons. Lineage: Eukaryota; Fungi; Ascomycota; Pichiomycetes; Pichiales; Pichiaceae. Gene Ontology annotation, biological process: positive regulation of translation. The record is from RefSeq and is a predicted model, not a curated record.
AUGAUUCUCGAGAACGUCAAGGAGAUCUGGACCGAGACCAACCCAGACGAUAGAAACAAAAAGAUGAUGCGAGAACGACGGCUCAGCACGCGUAGAGAGUACCUCAACUACGAAAUUGACAAGGUCAACAACCCGAUUCGUAUCCCGAAAGACCAGCUCGCAGAACGGAUGGCCAAGAUCCCGCUGAAAAACUAUAGAAACUUCAUCAUUGUGGCCCAUGUCGACCACGGAAAAUCCACUUUGAGCGAUAGAUUGCUUGAGCUGACAGGAGUCGUUGAACCAGGCCAGCAGAACAAACAAAUUCUCGAUAAACUCGACGUCGAGAAGGAAAGAGGCAUUACUGUCAAGGCCCAAACCGUUUCCAUGAUCUACCAUUACAAAGGAGAGGACUACUUGUUCCACCUGGUGGACUCGCCAGGCCAUGUGGAUUUUCGUCUCGAGGUGUCACGGUCGUAUGCGUCGUGCCAAGGCGCACUACUGCUCGUGGACGCGUCUGAAGGAAUCAAGGCGCAAACCGUCGCCAACUUCUACCUUGCGUAUUCGAUGGACUUGCGGCUGCUGCCGGUAAUCAACAAGAUCGACCUCGACACGGCGAACAUUGAGCGCGCCGAGGAACAGAUCGCCACCACUUUCGAGCUUCCAGCACGUGACAUUGUGCACGUGAGCGCAAAGACGGGGCAGAACGUUGAGUAUCUUUUACCAGCGAUGAUCGAGAAGAUUGCGCCUCCGAUGCACUGUCGGCCAGAUGCACCGUUGCGGGCGCAGAUAGUGGACUCGUGGUACGAUCCGUACGUGGGGGUUAUCCUUCUAGUGAACAUGGUGGACGGUGUUAUCAAGAAAGGCACCAAAAUAGAGAGCUGUCGCACCAAAGAAAAAUACGAGGUUAAAGAAGUCGGUAUCAUGUAUCCCGAGCGCACGCCGAUGCCACAAUUGGUUGCUGGCCAGGUUGCGUAUGUGAUUCCUGGGUUCAAAGAUCCGAACGACGCGUUUGUCGGCGACACGCUUAUCCUGGCGAACUCUGACGCGGAGCCGUUGGAAGGCUUUGAGGAGCCGAAACCGAUGGUUUUCGUGGGCGCGUUCCCGGCGGAAGGGUCAGAUUUCAAGAAAAUGGAGGAGAGUCUGCAGCACCUUUUCCUGAACGACAGGUCAGUGACAAUCCAGCGGGCCACGUCGAACGCCUUGGGCCAAGGCUGGCGACUUGGAUUUCUUGGGUCGCUACAUGCGUCGAUUUUCAAGGAGCGGCUCGAAAAAGAGCAUGGUAAAAAUCUUAUUAUUACAUCGCCAACGGUGCCGUACAAAGUGCACUACACAGACGGCACAGAGCAGGUGGUGAGCAAUCCGGACGAGUUUCCGGAUGGUACACAGAAACAGAAGAUCCGAUACCUAAGCGAGCCGUACGUGGAGGCUCUGAUGACGUUCCCGAGCGAGUACACGGGCACAGUGAUGACUCUGUGUGACAACCAUCGCGGCGAACAGGUGGAUAUACAGUACUUGUCAAACGGACAGGCGCUGGUCAAGUAUCUGCUGCCGACGUCGCAGCUGAUUGACGAUUUUUUCGGCAAGCUCAAGAGCGCGACGCGCGGUUAUGCGUCGCUUGACUACGAGGAUCACGGGUACCGUCCUUCUGACAUCCACAAGCUGGAGCUACUGGUGAACGGGAACGGCGUCGACGCGCUGUCAAUGGUGCUGCAUAGGAGCCAGCUCGAAAAGACGGCGCGGCGAGCAGUCCAGCGGCUCAAAGAGUUUCUGCGGAUCCAGCAGUUCGAAGUGAUCAUUCAGGCCAAGGCCAACAACCGCAUAAUUGCAAGAGAAACCAUCAAGGCUCGCCGCAAAGACGUGCUGGCCAAACUGCAUGCGGCAGACAUCUCGCGGCGCAAAAAAUUGCUUGCCAAACAGAAAGAGGGCAAGAAAAACCUCAAGGCCGUGGGCCAGGUCCGUAUCUCGUCGGACGCAUACCAGUCGUUCCUGCGCAAGGACUGAUGUAAAUAGUAUUAGUGUAUCAAUUGCUCGAUCAGCGCGCGGAUCUUGUCAUUUUCGUUGCGAUUUUUGAUUAGGUAAAGGAUAUGGUUCAGCACCGCGUCACAUUGCUCCACGUCGUGAGCUAGUUUCUCAGAGAAAUCGCGUUUAUAAGGAGCAAAGAGCCGCACAACCGUGGGGCGACAGUUUGUUUCUCCCGUCUCGGUCUCUGCACAGUAAUGCAUCUCCAUCAGCUUUACCUCGCGCUGCUUCAGAUUAAUCACAAACGUCCUGCUAAUGGCUUUUGGGCCCAAACGCGCGCAGUCAUCGCGCAUCGACUCGCCGAUCUGACCCUCCAGAUUGUAGUGUACAGGACAUGCCUGAAGAGAAAAUUCAGGCCGGUACUGGUCGAUGAAACCGGUCAUCAGCGGCAACACCUGGGGACGGGGUAUUUUCAAGGCUAGGGGAGCAAUGUCGAGCACUUUCGCGCCGCCCGCCAAGUCUACAGCCUCAAAGUGCACGUCAGCCGCCAUCACGAGCUGCGCCAGAUCGACACGCUCGGCCACACUCGGGAUCUCGUACGUGGUGCGAACCACGGCUUUCUCCUUGUCAAUAUCAAGUGACCCGAGGUCACGUGUCAAUCGCGAGAGGUUGCCUGCGCCUGAGGACACAGAUUUCCACGGGUACUCGUCGUACUCUGCGACCGCUGGUGGUGUCACUUCCACGCUCUCGCCGAGACCGGACCGCCAGCGCUCCAUGAACGAGCCGAAGUGGAGUCGAUUGCGCCACGACGACGACAUUGUUGUUGACUGCGACCCGUACGACGUCGACAGAUUCUGGAGAGAAGCGUACGAGGACGCUCGUCUGACUUGCGACAUAGGCUGGCGCUCGGGCUUCGCAAACUCGGUGAAUUUCGGUGAGUUUGAGAUGAUAGGUGUCGCCUUGGACGGGAUCUCCCAGCCCUUGGUGGAGCCGGAGCUGAACGUCAUUUCGGGCGACAUCGACUCAGAGCUGGAGUCGUCGUGAUACGCGGUGCGCUGGAUCGGGAUCGGUUUCGACGCAGUCGGGCUUUGCCCGGGAUCAGUGUCUGUGUCGUCGUCCUUUUCGAGCGAUUUGGAAAAUGUAAAAUGAUCAUAGCCAAAGAUGCCUGCAAGAAUUAAAACAAGUUUCUGCGAAACGACCGGGUUGCCCGUGACAAGUACAACGCGCACGGAACGACGGGUAAGGUAGUUGAGCGGGCCGUCGACGAUUUCGCGGCGGUGCGGCAGAAUGAGCGUGAGCAGCGUGGCUAGAAACUUGAGUCCAACAACGGGGGAGCACGGGUGGCUGGGCGACGUCGACUGGGAUUCCUGGAUCGGCGCCUGUAGCAACGCCAGUGACGGGUGGCGGCCAUCCUUGAGCUCCAGCCACGUCGCCACGGCAACGGCCCACCGGCACAACGUCGAGUCGCUUUGUUUCAGCGGGACGUACAGCCGUGGAGUCUCGAUGAGGAAAACCAGCGACCGCACAAAAAGAUGCAGGCUGUGCACUAGAUCGGGCUCUUUUUGGAGGCAGCCAGCGGGGAACGAGGGUUUAGACCCUGCACACGGUCGACCAAGCGACGCGAGUGCGCGAAGUUUGGCCACAAUAAGUUUUUGCGUGGAUUCCAAGUGUCCUGCGAUUUCCGGCCAAUGGUUUGUCAGUAUUUCAUGGGCAUUCUGAUCCCUGCCUAUCGGCACAAUCAGGCCAAAGGCCAUUCUUGUGGGCGCCUCGUCGCACAUUGGGGCACUCCGCGAGUAAACACAGGGCUUAGGAGCCCAGUCCGGGUCGCCAUUGCCGCUCUCGCACAGCCUGAAGCUGCUGUUCACGGAAAAUAGCCGAGUGACCAGCAUCGACGCAGGCAUCGCCGCGAGAGGCGGAAGGUAGUGCAGCUUGGUGGUGGAGAUGGUCUCGUUCAGCAGAAUGCCGUAGUAGCCAAACAUAAGCGCCGCAAGCUCGCUGGUCGGGUGGUGAAACGACUUGUUCAAGUACGCCGGACUUGAUGCCUCGGAGACGCCGGGUCGCAGGCUGAGCGCUGAGUCGAACAACGUCUGUUUCGACCGAAUCCCAGAGUCCUGCACCACCACAAGUCGACAAAGACUCGACUUGUCAGAGAGCCGGAAAGUGGCAACCGGGACAGUGUUGCCGGGGCCGUAGAGCUGGGACCCGUUGUAAUGGGCAUCACUGGCGGCGUAUGGGGGCGGCGGCACCUGCGGGUCGAGAGUAGGUUCCUGCUGGCAAAACUCUUUUUUUCUGAGCAAGUUUCCUAGCAUUUGCGAUACAUGGCCACACG